Sphaerulina musiva SO2202 is the source of this 1702-nucleotide messenger RNA. RefSeq lists its product as uncharacterized. The transcript has a single exon. Bases 165 to 1586 code for a protein of 473 amino acids. The record is from RefSeq and is a predicted model, not a curated record. Lineage: Eukaryota; Fungi; Ascomycota; Dothideomycetes; Mycosphaerellales; Mycosphaerellaceae.
GUGAUGAGUACGAUCCAGCCUGGCCACAUAUCAUCGAAUUGCCACAUGUUUCUCCUCGAGUCACUGGUGGCGAGGAGUACGAUCCAGCCAGUCCGCCAUUUAAAACGCAAGGGGAGCAGGAAGAUGAGCAACUGCGCAGGUCGAGCUUCUUCUUGCCUUUUGUAAUGGGCGGCCUAGACUUGAUGGUUGAUCAAGUUUCUCCUACAAGUCCUGCUGCAGAGCAUGUCGACAGUCCUCCUUGCUCUCCAAAGACUAUUGCGAGUAGACCUUUCGAUCUACCGGGUGCUACCGAGCGGCCUGCUAUUCCGGAGAAGAUUUCCAAGCGCGCGACAGUGAAGUUGACCUCUGAGAAUGCCAGCGCGAUGAUGGCAUCGCAGAGUGUCAACUUUCCAGGCAGUAACGUGCCCAUACUUCUUCCACCCCAGCCAGCUGACGACGACGAUGACUACUGUCCUCUUCCACGCUGGGAACCCGAUACCUCGUACGAGCACAUCACGAUGGACGAUGACGAGGGAAAUUGUGAUACUAUGCCGCGUCCCACACUCGCUCGCCCUCCAUCUUUGUCAACGAUAGUUCAAGAAUCGUCUUCCCCACCACCUUUACCACAGUCGCUCCACAUCGAUUCCUCAGCCAAGGCUCCACGCGAAAGACUCACUUCACCUCUCGGCCCUCGAGCACCCCCUGCGAAAAGUGUUUUACGCAAUGUGACCGAGCUGCGUCGCAUGAAUAGCGAAGUCAAGGUCCAUCGCUCGCGAGCGAGCAGGAACUACACGCGCUUGGGCCGGGAAGCUUCACCUCUACUCCCUUGGAUCCCGACCUCUCCCGAGGCAGGAGAAGGACAAGCAAUCCAUCGCGAAGAAAGCUCCAACAGUCUCUUCGAUUUCGACUUUGAUUCCACCAACGCAGGAGCCGAACACCAACCCGGCAAUGCGAUGGAUGAGAUUGAUUUCGAGUCGCUGUCCAUCGAUAUUCAAGGUGCUUUGGCUGGCUUCGACGACAAAUACAGAUACUCUCAAGCAUUGAAUUCGUCUCCCCCGCUUCAGGCGAGGCGAAGGGGUAGUGACAAAGAGAAUCAAGACCAAGAAAAUCAGCAGUGUCAGAAGCAGCAGCAAAAGCAACAGCAGCAAAAGCCACAACGUCCUAUCAUGACCCAGCAAAGACACUCAAGUGUCUGGGACGACGGCGAGAAAUAUUGGCAACAGGAAGAUCAUCAUCAACAACAACAACAACAGCGAGCCAAUGACUCCCGACCCACAACCGCAGGAAGUAGUGAAAAAUCUUUCACUCCACAUUACAUCGUCAGUAGUAGUAGUACUACUACUACUCGUCCUCCCGCUCGCGACUCUCUCGCACGAUCUUCAUUCUAUCCGGAUUAUGAUGAUGAUCAUCAUCAUGAAAAUGAAGAUGAGGACGACCAAAACAACAACAACAACAACAACAAGUUAUUGACACGGCGGGACCCGAGACUUCUCAGCACGCCGGCGGCAGGAGGACGUGUCGUCGGAGGGGAGAGGAAACCAGAUGUUGUCGUCAUGGCUGCUACGCCGAAAAGUUUGUAUGAUGCGGAUGGGUUUUUGAGGUCUUGAGGAGGGUAGGCAUGUUUGGAGAAGGAUGAAUUUCGUUUUCUUGGUUGGUUGGUUGACUAUUUGUUGGAAAGUGUGCCAUGUAAGAAAGAAAGGAAGAAGGAAAGAAAGAGGAAGAA